Ananas comosus (pineapple) is the source of this 1697-nucleotide messenger RNA. RefSeq lists its product as uncharacterized. The transcript has 5 exons. Gene Ontology annotation, cellular component: endoplasmic reticulum tubular network. Gene Ontology annotation, biological process: endoplasmic reticulum tubular network organization. NCBI's taxonomy places the organism in Eukaryota, Viridiplantae, Streptophyta, Magnoliopsida, Poales, Bromeliaceae. The coding region runs from base 230 to 1366 and encodes 378 amino acids. The record is from RefSeq and is a predicted model, not a curated record.
GGUACGUUAUCAACAGUUACUCUAUUCGCCGCUCUUCGCUUCUCCCCGUUGUGAAGCAUCAUUAUUACGUUUCUCGGUGGGUUUCGGAGAUCGAUCUCGCGCACUCUUCUUCGCGAAAACCCUAGUCGCAAGCGAAGAAACGAAUCCGCGAUCCUUCGAUCCCCGUACUAUAACCUCGGCGCGAUCUCAGAUCCGAUCCCUCGUCUCCCAGAUCGGAUCUCUGGGAAAAAUGGCCGACGAUCCUGCUCCGGAGGCGGCGGAGAAGGCGGAGAAGGAGGCGGCGCCGCCGCCGGAGGCGAGGAAGAAGCAGCGGAGGGGGAUUGUUUCGAGGAUUUGGAGGGGGAUCUUCGGAGGGAGGGGCGAGGACUACGAGAAGAGGUUGAAGUACCUGUCGAAGGAGGAGGCGUCGGUGCACGCGAGGAUGAAGCGGAGGGCGCAAACGUCGCGGAGGAUGGUUCGGAACCUCAUCGUCUUCGCCGUGGUCGCUGAGGUUGUAGCUGUGGUUUAUGCUAUCAUGGCAACAAGAUCGGUAGAUCUGAACUGGGAGAUGCGGGCAGUGCGAAUUCUGCCGAUCUUUCUUAUACCUGCUUUAUCUUCUGUAAUGUAUUCAACAUACGUACGCUUCACCAGGAUGCUCGAUCGCAGGGACCAGAAUAUGCUCGAGCGCUUGCGAGCUGAGAGAAAGGCUAAGAUUGAUGAGCUCAAAGAGAGAACAAACUAUUACACUACACAGCAACUUAUUCAAAAAUAUGACCUUGAUCCAGCUGCAAAGGCUGCUGCAGCUACCGUUCUGGCGUCUAAGUUAGGAGCCGAUGCUGGCUUGAAGGUAUCUGUCGAAAGCGAGGCCAAAGACAGCACUAAAUCGGCUAAAAGCAACGAUGUUGAAAUGGUGCAAUCCAGUGGAUUGAGAAAUAGGAAACAAGGUCAUGCAAGAAGUAAUAGCGCCGGGAGCACCACGACAGAUACUCAAGUUGUCACCAGAACCUCUAAUGAACCUGGGGGAAACGAUGGAGCAGCUGCAGUUCAAUCAUACAAGGUUGUGGAACACUAUAAAGGCUCAGGAACUUAUGACGGGGGAUGGAUUGCUCGAAUCGCCGCAUUGCUGGUGGGCGAGGAUCCGUCACAGUCGUAUGCUCUCAUAUGCGGCAAUUGCCAUAUGCAUAAUGGGCUGGCGAGGAAAGAAGAUUUCCCUCAUAUAACAUAUUAUUGCCCACAUUGUCACGCCCUGAACACAUCAAAGCAAGACUCUGUAUCCAGCUCCGACAGGACCACUCCGCUUGCUCCACUUGAUGAAAAUCAUGCUUCUAAUUCUAAUGCCAUUGCCACGGCCGAGAGUGAAAUGAUUAGCAACACAAUCCAGGAGUAAGCUUUUGUAGCGGAGUGACGCAAAGUAAUUGGUAAAGGUGCGGGGCAAGACUUAUCACAACAGUGUGCCGAAGAUUGAUCAGUGUUACUUUUUCUUCGUGUGGUGAAAUGAAACUGGUUUACCCUUGAUGUGUAUACUGUGGCAGGUUAGUGGUACUGUAAAUUUCGGAUCUUUUAUUAUAACUCCUAAUGCAAACAGGAAACCAGUUUUGAUAGUUCGAGCUAUGAAAUACCAUGACUCUGAGAUUCAGUGCAGGUGCUUUAAAUUCUGCAAUCGAAUGUAAUAGCAAUUAGAUGAUGAACGACUCACGGAUACAUGAGGUCUUCUGAUA